This is a messenger RNA of Talaromyces stipitatus ATCC 10500, 831 nucleotides long. RefSeq lists its product as uncharacterized. NCBI's taxonomy places the organism in Eukaryota, Fungi, Ascomycota, Eurotiomycetes, Eurotiales, Trichocomaceae. The record is from RefSeq and is a predicted model, not a curated record. Bases 1 to 831 code for a protein of 276 amino acids. The transcript is spliced from 2 exons.
AUGAUCUUUACUCUGCCCAAUCGAAUAUCGCUCUACCAAUCGACCUCUGAUAGUAACAGCGGAUACAGUUACAACGAAUACCAUAUGUCUACAGCCGAUGACACCACUCGCACAUCAUCGCCAACCGAUUCCUUGGUGCUAGGUGCGCAAUCGCACCUGCCGACCUUGUUGAACCCUGUAAGAGCCGUCGAAACUAUGACAAGUAUAUUAUGGAAUUGCGUGAAGCUCAAUAAUACUAUUGGCAAGUAUAGUCGGCAAAUUCAGCAAAUCUGGUCCACGACAGAAGUCGAAAAAAUGCGAUUGUAUGUGGACGAUAUCGCGCAACGUGAAUAUGAAGAGGCGGUUGGUAUCGCGAGAAGAGAAAACGCACUUUUGGCAGGAAGGGAUAUGCAAGGCCGGUAUAAUGAAACUGUGUACUGGAACAUCAUUUCUAAAGGAGCUAAGUUGAUCCACCCUGCGACCUUACACAUGCCCAAGGGACCUCUGGGCGAGUUUACCAUGGCCGAAAAGGUGGCGACAGAGGUGUUCAUGCAAGAAGCAGGGUUCGGAACGAGUGUGGAGAAUCAGCGGCGGUGUCGGAAUCUUUGGAAGAAGCUGUCUGAGAUGCGCAGGGUGGGUAUCAGCAAGAUUCUCCUAUACCGAAGGAAAGAGUUUGACACUUACCGCAAAAGUUUUACCCAAGAUGCUGAAUCUUUGACCGAGGGCGUUAUAUCGUGGGAAAGUGUCUAUGGCUCGUUAUUAGAACAGCUGGAAAAUCGAAUGAUGAAACAAGGUGAUGAGGAUUUCACCGGUCUAUCAGAUCUCCUGCAGUUCAAAAUCCUCAUGGAAUAA